AUGCAAGAACCACACCUCCUCUUUGUCCCGGACAGAGGACCCUUCCGUCCACUCCAUCACCGUCCGGCUCUCCCCCCAUUCAUCUGGACCCAACGAGCCCCCUCCUCGGCUCCGGCUCGGGGGGGGCUGGAAAAGGUCGUCCUGGUCCGGGAUCGGCGAGUCUGUGACCCCGCCCACGUGGUCAGCGGAGCGGUCAGCCAGGAAAUGGACGUGAUCCCGGCUCGCCUCACCCCGGCAACGGGACGGUCGGGGGAGCGGUCUCUGGAGAACGGCCCAGAAGAUGAGUAG
Messenger RNA from Knipowitschia caucasica, 288 nucleotides. NCBI's taxonomy places the organism in Eukaryota, Metazoa, Chordata, Actinopteri, Gobiiformes, Gobiidae. The record is from the annotation of a GenBank genome assembly.